Quercus robur (English oak) is the source of this 593-nucleotide messenger RNA. RefSeq lists its product as uncharacterized. The transcript is spliced from 2 exons. Lineage: Eukaryota; Viridiplantae; Streptophyta; Magnoliopsida; Fagales; Fagaceae. The record is from RefSeq and is a predicted model, not a curated record. The coding region runs from base 24 to 593 and encodes 189 amino acids.
CAUUAACUCCUUUACCACACACCAUGGAAGUUCAGAUUCAUGAUCAUUCAUUGACCCUCUUACGGAAGUUAAUCACGUUCACUUGUGAUGCUUGUGGCAAAGAAGGCAAGGACACGCCCUACUUAUGUCUCACAUGCGCAUUUUGUGUUCAUCCAAUAUGUGCUUCUUUACAUCGCACUGUCAAACAUGUACGUCACCAACACACUCUCAACCUCACUUAUUCUCUUCAUCAGAUCCAAUUUGACCACCAGAUUUGUCUACUUUGUGUUGAAAAGGUGGACACAAAAUAUGGGUUUUACUAUUGCUCGAGUUGCACUUUUGUUGCCCACCUCAGUUGCGCAGCUGAUGGUGAAAUCGAGGAUAACGUAAAUGUGCUGAAAGAUGAAGAUAAGGAGUCCAUUGAGCCAACAACUACUGAAUCUGUUGGACUCAUUAUCUUACACUUUAAAUGUACUACACUACCAAGUAGCGCAAAAUAUGAACAACAUGAGCAUUCUUUUACUCUCCAAUACACUCCUGAAAAUGACUCCGGAGAAAAUUAUUGUGAUAUUUGUGAAGAAGAACGACACUCAAAACAUUGGUAUUAUUACUGA